This is a messenger RNA of Prunus persica (peach), 3334 nucleotides long. Its product is annotated as MDIS1-interacting receptor like kinase 2. The transcript has 2 exons. The record is from RefSeq and is a predicted model, not a curated record. Gene Ontology annotation, cellular component: plasma membrane. Gene Ontology annotation, biological process: protein phosphorylation; hormone-mediated signaling pathway. Bases 605 to 3310 code for a protein of 901 amino acids. NCBI's taxonomy places the organism in Eukaryota, Viridiplantae, Streptophyta, Magnoliopsida, Rosales, Rosaceae. Gene Ontology annotation, molecular function: protein kinase activity; protein binding; ATP binding.
ACUUUAUAUUUUUCUGUUUCCUUUUUUCAUUUUUCUGUUUUUUGUUAAGUGAAAUUUCUAACUUAAUAUAGGGGCUAAACUAUGAUGUCAUGGGGAUUCGAACUUGAGACCUCUAAUCUUUAAGUCAAGGCCAUUUUCCAUUAGGCUAUACCCCGUUGACAAUUGUUUAUGUAAAUUAAACAUCCCAAAUUAGGUCUAAUCAUCGAGUCAGUAUGAGCACUUUUGUCAAGAAGCAUCCCUAUAGAACCAUCUAUUUUCCUUCUCUUUUUUUUUCAAUUUAUAUUUUUUCGGUUUUUUAUUUUUUUGUGAAAUAAAUGCAAACAGACAUUUCAAACGGAAAAUAAGGGCCAAGGGAAGACUAAAGUGAAGUGAUUUUGUUUCUCAUUUCUACCUUGUGCCUAUAGACGUUUCAAACGGAAAAUAGAGGCCAAGGGAAGACUAAGACCAUGCCAAGUUGAGGAAACAUUUGGAACCACACAACUUUUCAUUGUCAUAAUAAUAUCUCACUUAUGAAACAAGAAAUGCAACUCAAAUAUCAAACAUAGUCGACUGAGAGCACCAUGAAAGGAGUUCAGAAGCCUAAACAUAGUCGACUGAGAGCACCAUGAAAGGAGUUCAGAAGCCUCCUCUUUUUCUUCUUCUCCUUCAUAUUUCCUUGCUUUUCUUGCUUCCAUUGAACGCCGCCUCAUCACCAAGAACACAAGCAGAAGCUCUCAUAACCUGGAAGAACGACUUUGCUUCUUCACCACCUUCUCUCAAUUCUUGGUCCCUCACAAACCUCAACAACCUUUGCAAUUGGACUGCCAUUGUCUGUGACCACAACACCAAAUCAAUUUCCCAAAUUGACCUCUCCAACUUCAACAUCUCUGCAACACUAACCCAUUUCAACUUCACCCCAUUUCUCAAUCUCACCCAAUUCAAACUCAAGGGCAACAAUUUCACAGGGCCUGUGCCAUCUGCCAUUGGCAAACUCUCCAAGCUCACAACUUUGGACUUGGGCACCAACUUAUUCAGUCAAGAAAUACCUGUGCAGAUAGGCAUGUUGACUGAGCUUCAGUAUUUGAAUUUCUUCAACAACAGUCUCACUGGUGUAAUUCCCUAUCAGCUUAGCAAUCUCCAAAAGGUACAGUUUUUGAAUCUUGGAGCCAACUACUACUUAGAAACUCCUGACUGGUCUAAAUUUUCAGGCAUGCCUUCUUUGACAUACCUUGAUUUUUCUCCAAACAGUCUUGAUUCAGAAGUCCCAGAAUUUAUAUCUAAAUGUUUGAACUUGACAUUCCUGGACUUGUCUGAAAAUACUUUCACUGGUCAAAUUCCAGAAGUGGUAUUUACCAAUCUGGGCAAGCUCAAACACCUUCAUUUAGCACGGAACAGCUUCAGUGGUCCAAUUCCUGAAGAUAUUGGUUUGAUAUCUGGUCUUCAGCAUAUUGACUUGGCUGGGAAUUACCUUGAAGGGCCAAUUCCAUCAUCUAUAGGCCAACUCAAGGAGCUUAAAUACCUUGAUCUUCAACUGAAUUUAUUAAACUCUUCAAUCCCUUCUGAGCUUGGUCGUUGUACUAACCUCACCGACUUGGCCCUGGCUUCCAAUAAACUCAGUGGGAAAAUUCCACCUUCUAUAGGCCAACUAAGAGGGCUCCGGCACCUUGAUCUUAGUUACAAUUCCUUAAACUCUUCAAUCCCUUUUGAGCUUGGUUUUUGUACCAGCCUCACCGACUUGGCCCUGGCUUCCAAUAAACUCAAUGGGGAACUGCCUCUGUCCUUUUCCAAUCUGAAAGACAUCAUCAGUCUGAGUUUAUUUGCUAAUCGGUUUACCGGUCCACUCUUGCCUUCUCUGUUCUCCAAUUGGACCGAAGUGGUCUCUUUGGAACUUGAACAUAACAGCUUUAGUGGGAAUAUUCCACCAGAUAUAGGGAGACUAUCAAAUUUGAUUAACUUGGAUCUUUCGAGAAACCAGCUCUCUGGGUCAAUUCCUCUAACACUAGGGAAACUUCCAUAUAUUCAGAGCUUAAAUCUUUCCAACAACAAUCUCAAUGGCCCAUUCCCGACAGAGAUUGCCUUCCCACUCCUGGAGAAAUUUGAUUUGUCUAAUAACAAUUUCAAAUGGCCCAUUCCCGACAGAGAUUGCCUUCCCACUUCUGUUGGAAACUCUGACUUGUGUAGAGAUGCUAGUGGCGUAACUAGAGCGGGCAAUUCCAAAAAAACUAACAAAAAAUUUAUAAUUGGUGUCCUUGUACCUGUUUGUGGUUUAUCAGUGGUUGCAACUACAAUUGCUCUGAUUCUUAUGUUCCAUAAGAAAACCAAGUGUGCUCUUAAGAAAAUCAAUAGUGCUCAAAACUUUGAGAAUUUUGAGUCAAUGAUAUUGCAAGAAGAAGUAAAAUUUACGUUUGGGGAAGUUGUAAAGGCCGUAGACGAUUUUCAUGUGAAGUACUGUAUUGGAAAAGGAGGAUUUGGAAGAGUAUACAAGGCAGAGUUGCUAUCAGGUCAAGUUGUUGCGGUUAAGAGGCUUAACAUGUCAGACUCUAACGACAUUCCAGCAAUCAAUCUCCAAAGUUUCGAGAAUGAAAUCCGAACUCUGACAAAUGUCCGGCACAGGAACAUCAUUCGGCUAUAUGGGUUCUGUUCAAGGAGGGGAUGCAUCUUCUUGCUCUAUGAAUAUUUAGAGAGAGGCAGCCUGGGAAAGGCAUUGUAUGGGGUUGAAGGGGUAACUGAACUUGGAUGGGCUACAAGGGUCAAAGUUGUGAAAGGAUUAGCUCAUGCACUUUCUUACUUGCACCAUGACUGCUCUCCACCAAUUGUGCACCGUGAUGUAACUGUCAACAAUGUAUUGCUGGAGUCAGAUUUCGAAGCCCGACUUUCUGAUUUUGGAACAGCAAGACCGAUUAGUGCCAAUUCAUCCAACUGGACCCAUAUUGUUGGCUCAUUUGGUUACAUGGCGCCAGAGCUUGCAUUCACAAUGCGAGUCACGGAUAAGUGUGAUGUGUAUAGCUUUGGAGUGGUGGCGCUGGAAGUUAUGAUGGGAAGGCACCCAGGGAAUCUGCUAGAAUCCCAGCUAUCAGAAUCAUCACAAUCAAUGAAGGACAAUGCAGAGUUGCUUUUGAAGGAUUUGGUAGACCAAAGGCUGGAGUCUCCAAGCAAUGAAUUGGCAAAGGCAGUGGUGCUUGUGAUGAGUUUAGCCUUGGGUUGUAUACGUACGCGUCCCGGGUCUCGACCUACAAUGCUUUAUGUAGCACAAAAACUAUCAGCUCGUAGUCUACCUUCCCUUCCUGAACCAUUUGGUAUGCUAACCAUCCACAAGCUGAUGGGGAUAUAAAACUAUAUGCAUAUGAUUUGUUCC